AAGCCGUAUUCCUGUCGGUAGGAAGGAUUGUGUUGUAACACCGCCUGUUCUCGCCGUGAAUGUGUUUGUAUCUUUAUUCAUUAGAAACGGAAUAAUUUGAUACCUAUUAGCUUGUUUUUCAUCGCUUACUUCGCCUAAAUGAGUGACCGUUAGCCGCCGGGGUAUAGCUUUUAGAAAUGGCUGCGGAUGAUAUUGACUAUAAUAUUGUGUUUCCAGAUGCUGGCACAUCAGAGAGGCAUUGGCAGGGGACAAAGGAGCCGGUUGUGAUCCUGCUGGGAUGGGCUGGCUGCAAGGACAAACACCUCUCUAAAUACAGCUCUAUUUACAAUGAUAAGGGGUGCGUCACCAUCCGCUACACAGCUCCCCUGAAGACCGUCUUCAUUUCUGAGACGUUUGGCUACAAGGAGCUGAGCAGCACUGCCCUGAAACUGUUGGAGAUCCUCUAUGACUACGAAGUGGAGAACAGCCCCGUCUUCUUCCACAUCUUCAGUAACGGCGGCUUCAUGCUCUACCGAUACAUCGUGGAGCUGCUGCACAGUGACAAACAGUUCAGCUCCCUUCGUGUGGUUGGAGCUGUAGUGGACAGUGCACCGGGGAGCGGGAACGUCCAAGGCGCCUUGCGUGCUCUCACAGCUACCCUGGGGCCCAAAAUAAGCCCUUUUCUGAAGUACAUCCUCCUGGCGCUUUUUGCAGUGAGCGUUUUCCUCCUGCGAAUCGUUCUGUACCCAGUGACAAAGUUCAUCCACAAAAACCACUAUGACGCAGUGGGAGACAGGCCACCUGCCUGGCCUCACCUCCUCCUGUACUCCACAGCGGAUCAGGUGAUCAGACACAGAGACGUUGAGCUGUUUAUGGAGACCGUGACAAAGAAGGGCGUCCCGGUGCACAGCUGUGAUUUUACCUCCAGCGCCCACGUCUGUCAUUUUCGUGAUUUUCCCGAGCAAUACACGAGCAAGUGUCGUGACUUCCUGGUGGCUUGCAUGAAGGAUUUGGAAGGACCUGAAAUAAAAAAAAGACAUCUAGUUCAGAGUCAAUAGAACGUCUUUUAAAGAAGAAAAGUGAAGAUAAUAGAACUACCAGGCCUUUCUUUUAACCCUCAGUGGUUUCAAAAUCUAAAGAAUUGUAUCAUUUUCUUCUUCUGACUUCUGCUAAAAUUUAAUUUCAUGUUGCAGUGCACUGAAGAGGAGGGUUCCACCACUGUCCGCUCUAAAUCAGUUUUAACUAUGUUUGAAAUGGCUGGUAAGACAUUCCCACAGUAGGAUAACCUCAGAAAGAUUUCCCCACAAACAUUUAACAGAAACAUGUAUAAAAUGAACUAACUACUAUUACUGCUGCUAAAUAACACAUUGAUCAUUGCAGUCGUAAUAAUCAUCUAUAACAUUUGCAGAACAAUUAGAAUAUCAGAAAAAUAGUUCUAGUUAAUGAAUUAAAAAAAUGAAAACUAUAUUUGUCUUCUAGUGUAUUGAUGAAUGAAUGGGAUUCAGAUGUUAGUAUAAAGAUUAAACGGACAACAAAAGAUAAACCAAUAAAUAAAUCAUCAAUAAAUUGAUUAAAAUCGCCGUUUCGGGCAUAGUUGGUAUAGCAGCAGUGCAGUUAGUCCCCACAUGAUCAUCAUAUUUUCUAAGUUAUUUUUACCAGAUGGUUUAAUGAAACCAGGAAGGCCUUGCCGUUCGCAAAGAUUUUCAAAAUAUUUAUGUUUAUGCUUGAAAAAAGAUAAUUAUCCACCUUCCAGCCCGUAUUAAUGUAUUCAGACUUUUUUCUGUAAGUGAGAUGAAUAUACCGACCUAACAAAAACCUAGAAUUCUUAAACAAAUACCUCUACAUUCCUCUGUUCUCUUUAGCCCUGCUAAGGCAUUUUUGGAGGGUUUCUCUGGUUCAAGCAUAGCCCAACUCAGAGGAAGGGACAGUUGUAUCUCAUGUUCUG
Cyprinodon variegatus (sheepshead minnow) is the source of this 1924-nucleotide messenger RNA. RefSeq names its product transmembrane protein 53 (gene tmem53). The record is from RefSeq and is a predicted model, not a curated record. The transcript has 3 exons. Bases 177 to 1037 code for a protein of 286 amino acids. NCBI's taxonomy places the organism in Eukaryota, Metazoa, Chordata, Actinopteri, Cyprinodontiformes, Cyprinodontidae.